Lodderomyces pseudojiufengensis is the source of this 534-nucleotide messenger RNA. RefSeq lists its product as uncharacterized. NCBI's taxonomy places the organism in Eukaryota, Fungi, Ascomycota, Pichiomycetes, Serinales, Debaryomycetaceae. The record is from RefSeq and is a predicted model, not a curated record. Gene Ontology annotation, biological process: positive regulation of DNA-templated transcription. Gene Ontology annotation, molecular function: chromatin DNA binding; phosphatidylinositol-3-phosphate binding; ubiquitin binding. Gene Ontology annotation, cellular component: nucleus. Bases 1 to 534 code for a protein of 177 amino acids. The transcript has a single exon.
AUGUCAAUAAAUGGAGUAAUUCUUAAACCAAAUUACCAACAAUUACUAAGAUCAAAUGAACUACCUUUUGAGAUAAGCUCAGACGGACUUGAGAAACUAAAAUAUAAAACAAAUACACCGAGGCAAAAUUUAUCAAUAGUACUGGAUAACCUAGAGGCAAAUUCGUCAAAUUUGAAAAUAUCGGCACAAGAUGGAUAUAUAUACCUUACUUCAAAACGACUUAUAUAUAUAACUUCUUCCCAAGGAGAUAUUGAAUCAUUUGUAAUUGAUUUGACCCUUGCUCCAAUUUUAAAGUUAAAUCAUAAAUUGGUUUCACCUUGGUUUGGUGCAAAUUAUUGGCAAUUUUUAUUUUUCAGUUCUAAACAACCUAGUAUUGCAAGUGAUGGAUUUCCUAAAGAGCAAUAUUUUAAAGGAGAGAUUAAGUUUUUAGAUGGUGGACUUUUUGAAUUUGUUGAGAAAUUAAAUUUAGUAUUAAAUGAUGUUGUUAAUAAUAAAGAUAUAGAUGAUGCAUUACCUGCUUAUAGUCCUACAUAA